Molecule: messenger RNA, 8981 nt
Organism: Lymnaea stagnalis (great pond snail)
Lineage: Eukaryota; Metazoa; Mollusca; Gastropoda; Lymnaeidae
Source: the annotation of a GenBank genome assembly
CUUCCCGUCGUCCCGUUGUACAUAGUUUCUAACCAAGCCACCAUGGCGCCCACAACAGAGGUAAUUUAAUCAUAACCUAAUGUAGGCUAAAACAUUUGUUUCACUGUCAGGCAUUUUUCCUAACAUUGGACGACUGUUGGGUUUUACGAUCACAAUUUGAUGUAGUAAGAAUGAUUUUGUACCUGUAUAGUGUACACAAAUGGCAAAAGGAGUCAAUACUCACUUCAAAUACUAACUCUCUCAGUAUACUAUAUUAUAUUGACUAUAUUGACCAAUAUAUAAAUAUAAUAUAAUAAUAUAGUUUUAGUAUACUAUUAAUUAGUAUACUAGUAUAGUGAAGUAUAGUAUAGUCAUAGUAUACUAAUAGUAUAGUCAUAUAGUAUAGUGUCAGUAAUAACAACACAGUAACAGCCACGGUGGUCCUAUGAGUGGUCAUGGAACCUAUUUACUAUUUACGGUACGAAGUGGUUAUGCGCAGCCGACUGCGUAUAACCCUGAGAGUUAUACGCAGUCGGCAAGUCACAUGACGUCUAUAUUCUUCCUGUGUUACAGUAUCAAUCAAUAAGGGUACGUCGUUAUUGGGGUGACUGGGUGGUCGAAUGGUAUAAACUGACCAAACCCGAAGUUGAUGGUCAGGAGUUCAAUUCCAGCCAACGGAAAGCCAACGGGUUAGUUGCUAUGUUUGUUCUCGAGAAUGAACCAAAAAACAACUCCGCUUAUUAUUUAAUUUUUGUUUUGGCUAAAAAAUGUUUAAACAUUAUACGAAUUAACUUGACUAAUGUAAUGUUAAUAAUGUUAUACUUAUAAUUAUCAUAAUAUAUGUUUGUGCUGUUAACAUAUAUUUUGUGUUGUUAACUAAUUUUGUGGCAGAUAAGAUCAUGUUUCUCUGGUAGAGUAAUAAAUAUAAUCAUGGGUGGAGAGCAGCAGUAAGAAAAUCGCUGUAGGGGCAGGGGGUUCUGUAGAGGGGGCACUGUAAGUAAUACUUUCACACAGUUAUAGUUUUGCAUGGAAGCUGAAAACUGUUACAUUUUGGUCAUAAAAAAAAAUAAUCAUAAAUGAUAUAAUUUUUAAAAAAAUAAAUAGAAUGUAUUUCCUGAAUUAGUCAGUAAAACCAACCACAUAGACAUAGCAACAUAUAAAAACCUAAUCAAUCAAUCGGAAUACAUAACUAGACUUAGACCAUGGAAAUGCCUUUUAAAAAAUCUUAGACUUAGGCUUAGACUCUAAGAAAUGUAGACUUUGACUUAUAAUUAUAAUAUAUAAGAUACAAGCAAUAAUACUUAUAAUACCACUAAUACUAAUACUAUUACUAUCAUUCAAUUUCAUUAUUAAUUAAAAUUAAUUCAAUUACAAUUUUACGUUAAACACAUAUAAAGUUACAGUUCAAAACAACCCAUCAUGCGGCUAAUUACACAUAAUACUUUUUUUUUUAAUUGCCAAACUAGCGGUAAUAAACCUUAUUUGGCUAAAUUCCCAGCCGACUGCGAAUAACCCUGAGAGUUAUACGCAGUCAGCUGGGAAUAACCCACAGGGUUAUGCGCAGUCGACUGCGUAUAACUCUCAGGGUUAUACGCAGCCGACUGCGGAUAACGCUUCCCUUUACGGUAACUUCAACGAACUUCUGAUCCACUCUCUCUCAGUUCUUAAACCAAAACUUUUGCUAGCCCAAAUAAUGUAUCCCAUUGAAAUGUAUUUAAAUUCAAGUAUUAUUCUGUGCUGACUCCCAUUUCCCAUAUAUUUUGAAGUAGUCUCCUUUGCUUUACCAAAGUGCCUACACUCCUACACUAUGACGUCUAUGACUAUGAAUUCCAAUUCUUAUUCAAAAUUAUCAAACCACUCUUCUUAAAAUCUUCAGCAAUUAUACUAAGUAUUUUUGCCAACAAAACACUGUGCAUUUGCCUAGCCCUAAUCACAAACUAUUGUCUAUAAUAAUAUAAUAUAUAUAUACAGUUUAAUUUCUAUGUGCACUAUUAAUUCUCACUCAUAUGUUCUACCAAUAUUUAUUCUACACUUUACACUACUAGGUCUGGUCUAAAAAACAGACUCUGUCAAAUGAUCCGGUUGUUUGCAAUAUGUCCUAUCUUACUAACACCAACUACGUCCAAACUGUCAAAAUCACAUUAUGAACUGGACUAAGACUCAACUGAACAUGAACUGCACUAGGACUGCAAGAGCUCCUGCUAACACCGAUCCACUAUUUAUAUCCUUGCCCCACCCAAAUGAUUCCUUGUAUCCUAAGCUCACUUGUAUUUCCCAUGUUUAUCAUUGUGAGCUAAGUUUUGAUACACUCCACCAAGAUAAUACUUUAUUCUCGAUGGCUCCAAUUCCUUAACAAUCACAUAAUUUAAUCAUGUGCAUUUAGUAUAUUAUAUAGGCCUUGUUUGAUUCUGCCAUUGUUAGUGUUACAUGUGUAUGUAUAGCAACAAUAAAAGUUUUAACACUAAGACUAAGACUGAUUCAAUUUUCAGGUGAUUCAUAAUUCAUUGAGACAAAAUCUCAAGUGUAAGGACAUUUAAUGCUCAACCUUACUACAACCGUAUUUGUAUGGGAAUCAAAAAGAUGUGUGUUUUCUAAACUUUUGAUCAAAUUUACAUUCCCCUUGCAUCUGUUACAAAUUUCCAGGGUGGAGAUGAAAAAAGUUCAAGAAAUACCAUUCUGUUCAACGCCACAAAGAGGGAGUUAUAUAGCCUCAAUAAUGGCUUAAAGACUUUAAACCGAAAAUUGAAAUCCAUGUGGCGACUUGUUGUGUAAGUUAACAAAAAAAUUUACGAUGUACCAAAAUGUGUGACAUUAAUUUUGCAUUUUCUUUUUUUUAAUGGUUAUUGCUUGGGCCUCUAAAAUGCUAAGUAUUUUAUUGUGGUUGUAAUGGGACUCCUAUAAAACAACUUACUAUCAUCACAAUCUAAGUGUACAUUAAUUGUUGCAUUUAUGCUAUAGUCUAUAGCUUACAUUUUUUGUUGAAAGUAUUUUAACAGUAUAAUCUCUGUUAUAUAUUUCCCAAUAGGCACAUUUAAUUAUUAUGGAGCAGCAAAUGUGCUGCAAUAAUCAAGUGGCUGUAAAUUUUGUGUACGUUUAAGCAUUAAAUGGAACUUUUUUCAUAUUAUGAAGAAAACAAGCAAAUAUUUGUAGCAUGAUUUUAAGGACAAUAAGUGCAGAUAUGACCAUAAUUUAUCUAUAAAUUGAAUAGAAACAAAGAUGAUAUAUCUCCUGACAAGCUAAGCCAAGCCAGAAUCUUUGUUCUUCCUGGUUCAAAAGAAAAAUUCACAGCUGCAGAGGUGAGCAUUGAUUAGAGUUAUAAUCUUGCUUCGGCGUGAUUAUUGAAGUCAAGAUUUAAGUCAAUAAUUUGCCUCUAAUAUAUUUUAUUCACGUAUUUAGACUUUGUUCUUAUACAUUUCUUCUUAGUACGGUACUUGUUAAUGCUUUCUGAUCUUUGAAUUUUAGAGACCAAAGAUAAAGAACAAUUGUCUCUCAAUUAUUUUAUGAAGCAUACUUUUUACUGCUUUUUAGAUUGACAUUUUUCUAAAUCCUACUUUUGUCAUGUUUGUGUAACUAAGCAACUUUCUGUUUGAAUUUUUUUUUUGUCUUAGAUUACAUUUUAUUUUUAAAAAGUUUAACUUUUUAAGAAUUUGUUUCACGAAAUCAGAAUAUAUUUGUUUUUGUUUUUUAAAACAAUUUUCAGCUCACUGCCAUGAAAGCCUAUGUGGAGUCAGGAGGUAGUGUGUUGGUUUUACUUGGUGAAGGGGGAGAGGCACGUUUUGAAACAAACAUAAAUUUCUUUCUAGAAGAGUAUGGAAUAUUUGUCAAUAAUGGUGAGUCGAAACAUUGUGCUAAUUUAAAGUUAAGGCAUAAUUUUAAGUUUGGCCGGCAUUGAAACAAAUUAUUAUGUCGUUUGGUUCAAUACACUUUCAGAUUUAUUGUAUUUGUUUCCCCUUAGAUUCUGUUGUCAGGACUUCUUACUACAAAUAUUUCCACCCAAAAGAAGCCUUGGUGACAAAUGGUGUUUUAAAUAGGUAAUAUUUUACUUUUCUGUCCUGUUCUAUUUUUAAGCUAUUACUUUCUCAAGGAAUUGUUUAAAACAAGGUAUGGGAAAACCUGAAAAAAGGACUCAGCAAAACAGGAAACAUGGUGGCAAGAUGGUGGCAAGAAGCCUUCUUCAGUGAACAAACAAGGAGUUACCCAAAAACAUAAAUUAAAAUAAACACUUUGUUGAAAAGUGGUAUUCGGAAGGACAGCAAGAGGACGUGGGUACUCUUUAAUUUUUUAUCGUAAAUACAUAUGUGGGUUUUUUUUUUUAAACACCAACAUUUUAAUCUGCAAGGUUACAACAGUGUUUUGAUGUUAAGAAAUGUUUCAAAUCGUAAAUAAUUUUUUUUUUUAAAGAGCAAUCAGCCAGGCUGCCGGUAAGGUGAUGUUUGGAGCAGGGGAUGAAGAUGGUAACAAUGCCCAGUAAGUAGUGCUUUCUGGGGCCUUGUAAACAAAAAUGUUUAAAAAUAAUCAUUUUGAAAAUGUGUGUGUAAUGAAGUAUUAAUAAAUUCAGACUUUCUUCAGACAAUGUCACAAAUAUUUUUUUUCCACAUGAGCAUGCAUAAUUUUAAUACUGUGCAGUACUCAUAAAUGAUAUUUAUGUGUUUGUGAUUACAGAGCACUCUCUUUCUUAUACCCAUAUGGAGCUACAAUAAAUGUCCAGAAACCUGCAACAGCCGUACUGUCCACAGGAAGUGUUUGUUUUCCACUCAACAGACCAGUUUGUGCAUUCUACUCAUCCAGGGUAAUUAACAGAUAUCCUAACAGAAUUGCAGUUGUUUAAUAUUUGAAAUGGAUCAGCAAUACUUAUGGUGAAGCAAUAAUGAUGCUAUGUUAAAUGAGUGUUUCCAACAGGUUUAAAAGUCUUUGUGUGGUCCUUAUUCAUUACCAGUAAUAAAAUUUAUAAUUAUUUUGAUAGAUAUGAGACUGCCAGGGAAUAUUUUUAAUGUUUUAAAUACGAUCAAAUGUUAUGACUGAAUCUGUCUUUAUAAAAUGUCUUUUAAAAUGAUUGCAGCAAUCCCAAAGCUCACUUACAGUUCAUUAGCCAGAGAAUUAUUUAUGGAUCAUUAUUGAUUAGUAUAAUGAAAAAAUCCCUUUCCGGUUAUAUUUAAAAUGAAACACUUAAGUGACAAAUGUUUAAAUCUAUAGCAUCACAAAGGAAAGAUAGCAGUGCUUGGCUCUGUGCAUAUGUUCAGUGAUCAAUACAUUGAAAAGGAAGAAAAUCUGAAAAUUUUGGUAAGUUUCUCAAUUCCUUUGGAGCGUAAACACAUUUGGAUAUUAUAUUUAAUUGUUUGAGUAUCUAUUUAUCUUCUUGUUUUGUUUUGUUUGUUUUUUUUUUGGUGAUAAUCUGCGGAAAAAUUUAAAAUCUUGGUGUUGGAGGGGGGAAAACCCAAUCAGCUUUUGAUUAUCUUAUUCUAAUUGACAGGAUGUGGUGAUACAGUUUCUAACAACAGAUGACCUUAAACUGAACGCAAUAGAUGCUGAAGAUCCUGAGGUAACAAUUUAUGUAUAUACUCCUAUAUAUAUUUUUUCAUUUUGCUCUUUAAGAUUUUCUGUGGAGUACUUGAAAUCUAAUCCACUAUUUUGUUUCCUUUAAUGAAAUAUAAUUACUUUACUCAUCUUGAAAAAGUAAGGUCUUGAGUGGGAUAUCUAAGUAUUUGUAAACUUAUGUCUUUAAGUUAUUAAAUAUUAAACAUGUUGGUUUUUUUAAUUUUAUUAUCUCCAUGCAGAUUUCUGAUUACAACCAGUUACCAGACAUUGCAAGAUUGUCUGAGCAGUUGAAGACAUGUUUACAAGAAAGUGAUGACAUUCCAAGGGACAUUACUACACUUUUUGACAACUCAAUGUUCAAACUAGACACUUCUCUUGUUCCUAAAGCUAUUAAGUGAGUUUAAUUUAUACUUUUAUUAUAAAAAUUAUUUAAAGAUGAUUCAGACCUAUUUUAAAAAUAGAUCUGACCAACUUUAAAACUGGUGCAGAGCCUUACAUUGAUUUUUCAUCAAACAAAAACUUGGAAGCACAGUUUCUAUCAAGAUUUUUUAGCAAAGCUUCAAAGUUCACCCAUUCAACAUUCUCCAGAUGGGCACCCUUAUUUUUCCUCUGCUAAGUCUGACCCUAAGUGCUUCCCACCUUCCCCUAUUACUUAUAUAUCAUGAUUACAUCACUGAAUCAUCCCACCUUCCCCUACUAUGUAUCAUGAUUACACCACUGAAUCUGCCUUCCCCUAUUACUUAUAUAUCAUGAUUACAUCACUGAAUGCUCUGUGUUUCAAAUACAAGAUGACCGUGGAUGAGUCCUGAUGUAAUUUCAAACACAGGAAAUAUAUUUUGAUGGACCUGUCCCUGGUUACAUUUCCCUCUCCAUGUUGUCAUAUUUCAGAGCAUUUGAGGACCUCAAAGUUAAACAUGAACCUUUGACACUAAUCACACCACAGUUUGAAACGCCACUCCCUCCCCUGAAUCCAGCUGUAAGUCGGUUUGAUUACAAAAUAGUACCUUUUCUAAGUGUUUUAUUUGUGCUCACCUUUUGGUAGCAAUAUCGGUAAAAUUUUAAUGUUAAGACCUAAAUAAGUGUAUCAUGUUAACCAACCUUGAAUGUUUGGAGUUUUGUGUUAUAUAUUAGAUUUGCAAAAAAUUAAUUUUCAAAUGUAUUUAUUGGCUUAUACUUAUAUUCAAUAAAUAAUUGCCAUAAUAUAUUUAUCUGUUAGUAUAGACAUGCUUCUUUUAUUUUUUGACUCACAAUUUUUUUAAUUCUUUUGUCUUGGAAUGUGUUGUUUUCUUUAGGUAUUUCCCCCAUCAUUCAGAGAGUUGCCUCCUCCAGCACUAGAGCUCUUUGAUCUAGAUGAGCAGUUUUCUUCAGAGAAAGUCAGAAUCGCACAAAUCACUAAUAAAUGUAAGGAAUGUUUGGGACUUCAAAAAAAAUAGUUACAUUCUUCUUUCUCCACAUAAUGUCUUGCGAGAAUAACAUUAUAGUUUUUAAUUAAAGGAUUAUGGUAAUUCGUUAUAUGACUAUGGAAAGUGGUUUUGUGUUCCCAUAACAUUUUAUUUUUAUCUUUGAUUUCAAAUAUUUUUGUUGCUGGUAAUGUUAAAGUUAUCAAAUGGAUUUCAGGUCAUUCAGAGCAGUGGUAUCAAUUUAUUCAAAAUAUUAAAAAAAUAACAAUGUAUAUCCAUAAUUUGUGUGCUUUCACUGCAGGUACUGAUGAGGACCUCGAAUACUAUGUCCGGGAAUGUGGGGAUAUCCUGGGAGUCACUCACCAUUUACCCCAAGAGAGCCGUACAGCUAAGCACAUUCUGGAGCAUGUCUUUACACAGAUUGUAGAAUUUAAGAAAUUAAACCAGGUACAAUAAGAAUUAACCCAUAGCAAUGGUUCCCUGGGGGGGUGGGGUUGAUUUUAUUUUUUAAAGAAUUUUUAUUGUAUCAAUAAUAUUAAGAUUAAACGUUAAUUUCAUCUAGUAUAUCUUAUCUGACUUCAGGAACCACAGUAUGAAGGAGGCAUGUCAUAACAAUGCGUUUUGGUGACAGAUCUUCAUUGUACUCCAUUUUUACAUGUGCCACUGAAAGUUGUAAUUUCUUAAAUUAUAUUGUUUGUGCAACAGAAAACUAAGCUAAGUGACAAAAAUACACUCUGAUCCUCUCCUAAGAGCAGUGUUGGUGGUUGGAGUAGGUAACUUACUGGUGUAAUAAGUGAACCUAAUAUUAAUUUAAUUGCAUUCCUCUUUAAACUGUCAAAACUACAUUCUUAAAAACAUGUGCAUACAAUUAUUCUGUCCAGAGGUCAACUUUUUACCUGUGGCAGAAAUGGACUUGUAACCUUUUUGGAUGAGUAAAUUUGACUUAGUUAAAUAUGUUUUGUAAUCCAACUGUUAUGAAAAUUAUGACUGUAUUAUUUGCAGAAGGCAUAAGAUGUUACAGGAUCGCAAUAUGUAUUUGGCAACUACUACUCAACUAGCUCUAUAUGAAAAUGUGUUAAAAAGCUUAAAUUUUUUUUAAAAGAUUUAAUUGCUUUUUAUUGAAUGCCGGGUACACAUACAUUAUAAUAUAAACAUUUUAGGGGUUAGAAUGGUGGAGGAAAAUUUGCUGCUACAGAGGCAGUUGUUUGAUUUUAUUUUAAAACUCCUACAAUGAGUGCAGCUAUUCAUUUAAAUGCACUUCUUAAAAAGCUGAUCUGUGAUUAUUCUCUAUUAAUAUAAUUGUUGUUUGUUAGAUUCAGUGUCUUGUUAAUUUCUUCUACCGAAAAGUUACUAAUGUUAGAAUUUUUUUUUAACUAGUCCAUACUUUGUACAUAUCUCCUUAAUAUCAAAACGAAACUUUUGCCAUUUUUUUAAGGGUGGGGUCUGAUAAACCCUAAGAUUUCAAUAUAACAGCGUCGAUAGGGAUUUGAAAACAUAGGACAAAUAAUUAAAUACUUACUUAUCUUUCUUUUUUUUUUAUUCAAAACAAUUAUUCUCUACUAUUUUUGCAGCAAGAUUUGAUAAAGGUAACUUAAAAAAUAAAUCAUUUCAGCAUUACAGUCCACUGAAAACUUCAGUUUUAAGAUAACUCUCUUCUGUAUUAAGAAAGAAGUACAGUUUGGGAGGAAUGAUAAGGUGACUUCAUGAAUAUAAUUUUAUAAUAGAACAAUUUUUAAAUUGUAUUUAUAUUAUAUAUAAAAAGUUUUCAGAUCUUAAAACAUAAUCCGUCCAUCUGAGAAAGUUUAAUAUUGUACCAUGUUUUUUAUCAUUUCAUCAUUAUAGGACCUUAAUCCUAUAUAUGUUACAUAUGUACUUUCAGUGUACAGGUAUUCUAAGCAUAAUCUUUGUAUUGAAAUUUAUAAACAUGUUCAGAUUUUCCAAAAAUAAUAAACAAAUAAAAAUGGCUUGCAUGGUUUAUAUUGCAUUCUUUCAAAAUUAAUCUGCUUAAGAAUUUUUCUUUCUUAAAAUGAAAUAUAUUAAAACUUGAAUUAUAAUGCAUUAAUGUAU